AUCCACCCUACUUUCGACAUCCCAUCAUCACUGCUUUCACACUCGGCCGUGUUUCUCAACUCACCGCACUCAUUGUAAGUUCUUUUUUUUUCUUGCUAACUCCCUUCAGGUUCAUGCCUAUUUAAGUGGAUGCCAUGCUAAUUACUUUAUCAAACUUGUUUACCCGUUUAAUUUUUUGGAAGCUUCAUUUAACUCGCUUCCCUUUAGACACAAUAAUGCCUGCAAUCUUGGUUGCCUACACUACUGCUCUCACUGCAGGGACCGCUCUUUUCGGCUGGAACUUGGUAGGGGUUCAAACCUAACAAACAUAUAUCAUGGUCGCCUGGUCUAAUGUCCGUUCUUGCCCUAGGCCGAAUUGAACGCCCCCCAAAAUGCAAUUCAGGAGGAUUUGGGACUAGGUGCCGCCCAAUUUGGUAAGAUCGCCCAGUCCUCAGGUUAUAACCACAUUAUACUUGAUCCCAUUCGGGCACUAAUAGUAAUACCGAUCCUACAGGUCUCGCUUCCAGCAUUCUUGCGAUUGGAGGUCUGCUUGGCUCCGCCGCGGCGACCCCCAGUAUGAACGCCUUCGGGCGUAAGAAAAUUCUCAUCGGAACCGCCAUUGCGUUUGGAGUGGCGGGGUCACUCAAGGCCAUAGCCGGCAGUGCCACCCUUCUCACUCUUGGCAGAUUCAUUGGCGGAAUUGCUUCCGGAUCUGCUGCUGUUAUCGUGCCGAUUUACAUUAACGAGCUUGCACCCCCUGCCUCCAAAGGAGCCUUGUAAGUUAUCACCAAGACCUUUAAAAAUUCACUGUUUAGACCUAACUUUUUCAGUGGUGCCUUGACUCAAAUAUCAAUUAAUUUGGGUAUCUUGUCCUCCCAGGUUUUGGGUAUUCUCUUGGGUAAGUUGCUACCUUUCAUAGAUCGAUUUCGCUCAACUCUAAACAUCAGUUACACUAGAGAAUAAAGGGCAGUGGCGCUUUAUUCUCCUUACCGGAGGGAUAAUCGGUUUUUUGCAAGCCGCAUCCCUCCUGUUUCUGCCGGAGUCUCCAACCUCAUUGGUGGCCGCUGGGAAGAUAGGUGAAGCUAGACGCAUGCUUGUGGUGAUCAGAGGCACUUCCGAUGUUGAUGAAGAACUUGCCAGCUAUCAGAGCGAACCGCGUGGUAGGCAUUUAUUACUUCCCCCUACCUGUAUUGUCCUGACAAAAGUACUUACAACCACUCAAUAGAACAACAACCCGAGGGAACAGCUGAGACCGAGAACAUAGCUGGACAAGAUCCACUCAUCGUGGCCGAAGCUGGUAAUCUUUUGCUUUUUUUUUUUCCACAACCCUCCAUCCUUACUUAACUGGAGGAUACUCAUUAAAGCAAAAUAGGGCAAUCACCGGGAAGUCCGGACACCGAACCUGCGCGUGAAACUACACCUCUACUUGGGGGAAGUCGCACUACAGAGGCUGAGAACAGCCCAAUUGGAUUGAUGGAAUUUGUCAGGAAACGUGAAUACCGCUCCGGGUUUGUGAUUGUCGCCGGAGUAAUGCUGGCGCAACAGCUUACAGGUAAAUUAUUGUCUACCCUUUCACCAAUUUGUCAAGUAUUGUAGCUUGGUUUAUUCUAAGAUUCAAGGACCUUAGGGAUCAAUGCCGUUGUUUUCUACGGUGUUUCGAUUCUCAAUGACCUUCUCCCCAAUACUGCCAAAUUUCUCAAUGCCGCAAUUUCUGCGGUCAAUCUGUUGGUUACUUUUGGCGCAUCGUUCUGGUUUGACAGAGUCAGCCAUAGGACCUUGCUCUUAGGGUCUAUCUUUUCCAUGGGUAUCUCUGCCGCCAUUCUCAGUAUCUGUAUUGCCUGCGAUUUGGCUAUCCCCUCUGCAGUUUCCACCUUGGUUUUCGUAACGUCCUUUUCAAUGGGGUUGGGCCCUCUUCCCUGGAUGGUGGCUUCUCUUAGGAUUGCACAAAAAGGCAUUGGUGCAGCGCAAUCAAUCGCCUUGAUUGCCAAUUGGAUGGGUACGUUCCUAGUUGGUUUUGUUGUUCCUGUUAUCGCUGAUGCUGCGGGAAUGUAUAUCGUCUUCGCUGUGUUCGCAGUCUUGAGCUUCCUUUGCUUUGCCUGGGGUGUUUACUUCUUGUGAAAUCUCUCUACAGAGCACUUAAAAAUGGUUGGCGCCUCACGGGCAUGGUAUUUGGGGUUCGCGUUCUGGUUUGCUCAC
Tuber aestivum (summer truffle) is the source of this 2175-nucleotide messenger RNA. NCBI's taxonomy places the organism in Eukaryota, Fungi, Ascomycota, Pezizomycetes, Pezizales, Tuberaceae. The record is from the annotation of a GenBank genome assembly.